AUGAUACGAAUGAUUGAUGAAGCAAUGAAUGCCAAAAGUGAAAAGCGAAACUGUGAUGAUAUUGUCCGGAAUGCACAAUUGAAUGUCGCAGAAGAACUUCGUAAACAACAACUUGAAAUUGAACGAGUCGAUACAGCAUUAUCAUUUUUGAAAGAAAUAGAAUCGAAUAAUUCAAACGAGGAUCUGUUAUUGGAUGAACCAUACGAAUUUCGAGGUUUUAGAGCAGUUCGUGAAGAGUUAAAUCAAUAUACAGCUUUGGUACAGCAUGUUAUGAAUUUGACAAGCCGAUGUCUUUCGAAUUGUUCGAAAGACAAAUAUGUCACUGAUAAUUUGAUUGAAAAAGCUCGCGAUGAUUGCAAUAUUCGUGUUGGACUCGAUUAUCACAAUACAACUAUUUCUGUUGCACCAAGUCAAAAUUCAACUGAUUCGCGAACGAGUCGUCUAACUAUUACACCAACGACUACAGUGCAUAUUUUGCCAGAAUUAGCAGAUGCUUUACCAAAGUGCGGUAAUGAUAACUCUUUACAUAUUAGAUCGAAUGAAAUACUUGUUGAUGCUCGACAAAGUGUUCAGAAUCAACGAGUGCAUUCUGUUAGUGAACCUGGUUCAUUGUUGCAACUGGUUCAGCCGACAGUUACUGCGAAUCAGAAACCACAUCCAUUUUUAUCGCAGGCUGGAUCUCAUUCGCAUUCGUUGCAUGCAGCUAUGCAGAAUGUUCUUGGGUCAUUGAAGCGUACUCUUCCUGGAUUUCAUCCAAUAGCUUCAACAAUUUUAAACAGUGAUACGGUUGAUUUCAUCUCUGCAUUUUCUGGUGCACUUCGACUCUAUGAUGAUCGUGUGCGCUCACAAAUAAAACUGCUCCUUGAGAAGUACGAUUCGUCAGUUAGCAGCAUAAAACGUAGCGAACUUGUUUGUGAAAUCGAUCAUUUGCACAAAAUAAGCCGUUCUGCAAGUAUUAAACGAGAGAAGUUGUUGGACAUCAUCCGUGGCCCAUAUUACCAAGCAGUGAAUUGUCCACCAUUACGUCAAAUGAAAAUUCUGCAUUCAACGUUUUCAUCAAAUUUAUCGUAA
This is a messenger RNA of Cercopithifilaria johnstoni, 1071 nucleotides long. The record is from the annotation of a GenBank genome assembly. Lineage: Eukaryota; Metazoa; Nematoda; Chromadorea; Rhabditida; Onchocercidae.